This is a messenger RNA of Prorocentrum cordatum, 1253 nucleotides long. The record is from the annotation of a GenBank genome assembly. Lineage: Eukaryota; Dinophyceae; Prorocentrales; Prorocentraceae.
AGGCGCGUCAUGAUCAUCACGAGGGGGACGCGCGGCGAUGUGCAGCCCUACGUGGCGCUGGCCCGCGGGCUGGUCGGGAAGGGCUGCGAGGUGACCCUGGUGACGGAGCUUGCCUGGAGGCCGUUCAUACUUGGCGCGACGCGCGAUCUCCGCCCAGGCAGCCUUCAUUUCAGGCCCUCGGGGGGCAACACCAUGAGGCAGACGCAGUCGACGCUGGCAGUGACAGCGCUGCGGUGGGGGCAGCACCUGGACUCGAUUCAGGCCUUGGCGCUGUCGCAGUCGGAGAAGAACUUCUUCGAUAGCGAGGGGUGUUUUUUCUAUUGGGCUUGGGAGGAACGACCAGACUUCAUCGUGUUCGGGUUCACUGUCACUGAAAUCGCCAUGAUCAUCUCGGAGGCCCUCGAGAUACCUCUGGUUGGUUUCUUCCUGCAGCCAGUGCACGAGAUCCAGCGCAGGGACGAGAACCCAACCAGGGUCGUGGACCAGCUGCUCGGCCCCGUGCGUGAGGGGAUCGACAGCGCGGAGUUCAACGCCGCGCUGAUGCAGAUCAUGGAGCGCCUGCCCGAUGGAGGCAUCACUGUGAACCGGAUGCGCAGGACGCGCGGCCUCGGCAGGCGGCCGCGCGGCGUGUACAAUUUCUUCCUGCAGUACCACGAGCUCACCACGCAGCGCAUCCCUCAGGUGGUUCCCAUCAGCGAUGUCGUUCUCGGGGGCCAGGCGGACCAGAUGCGGUCCGAAGGGAUGACGCUCACGAGCUUCAUCUUCCUCCGGAGCCGCAGCGGCGGCGGGCUGGACCGGGACGUGGCCGACUUCGUCGACGAGGCGAAGAGUGCCGGCAGGAAGGUUGCCAUUAUGGCCUUCUCCUCGAUUCGAAGAGCACAAAGCGCGGAAGAUCCUCCAGGCAGCCGCGGCGGUCUGCGAGCUGUGCCCUGUGGGCGAGCGGCACGAGGGCCUCCCGACCCCAGCCAUGAUCGCGAUGGUCGGCGGGCAGGGCUUCGACCCCGUGGCCCGCGACGGCGAGCUGCACCGCAGGGUGGAGCGCCUCGAGAGGGAGCGGCGGCUGCUGGUGCUGCGCAAGGGUGUGGACUUCGGGGAGCUGUUCCCGCGGCUCGACGCCGCGGUCGUCCACGGCGGGCUUGGCAUCACUUCGGAGGUGCUUGCCGCGGGCAUCCCGGCGGUGGUCAGCGGGAUCCUGCUGCUGGACCAGCGCUACUGGGCCGCGCGCGUGCGGGACCUCGGCAUCGGGCCCGAGG